AUGCCAGCAUCUGUGUAUGGAUUCUAUGAUGAAUGCCAAAGGAAGUAUGGUAACGCUAACGCGUGGCGGUAUUGCACAGAUGUUUUUGACUAUCUUACCCUGUCAGCUAUUAUAGAUGGCACAGUUCUAUGUGUUCAUGGUGGCCUUUCCCCGGAUGUUCGGACAAUUGAUCAGAUAAGACUGAUCGAGCGAAAUUGCGAAAUUCCUCAUGAAGGGCCCUUUUGCGAUCUUAUGUGGAGCGAUCCUGAAGAUAUUGAAACAUGGGCGGUUAGUCCACGUGGAGCUGGUUGGCUUUUUGGAUCCAGGGUUACCACUGAGUUUAACCAUAUCAACAAGCUUGAUCUAGUAUGCCGCGCCCACCAGCUUGUACAAGAAGGUCUCAAGUACAUGUUCCAAGAUAAAGGCCUUGUAACUGUGUGGUCUGCACCUAAUUACUGUUACCGCUGUGGCAAUGUCGCGUCUAUAUUGAGUUUCAAUGACAACAUGGAAAGGGAAGUGAAGUUCUUCACAGAGACAGAGGAGAACAACCAAAUGAGGGGGCCAAGAAGUGGAGUUCCGUAUUUCCUAUGAAGAAUCAACACACUAUUAUAUUUGCUAAUGAUAAAGAUGAUGAUGAAGCCAUUGCUACCAUUGGCAAUAUGUUCAGUGUUGAAAAGGUUAAUAUAUAAUUAUAUAUAUUAUCUACUGAUGGGUUUCACUUACUUCGAUUAUUUUUGUCCUCCUCUAGUUUACAUUUUCCAUGUGAAAUUUAUAAGUCCAACACUUUGGUAAUACUAGUUUUUAGUCGUUUUGAGUCUUUUGCUCAUGUUUCCCCAAAUCUUUCUUCUGUAUGUUUUUCUAUUUGUUCUCAUUUUUCA
This is a messenger RNA of Camelina sativa (false flax), 857 nucleotides long. NCBI's taxonomy places the organism in Eukaryota, Viridiplantae, Streptophyta, Magnoliopsida, Brassicales, Brassicaceae. The record is from RefSeq and is a predicted model, not a curated record.